CUUUUGUUUUGGGAAAUAAAAACUCGUGCGACCUCUUCGUGCUCGACGUCCUUCAUCUCGCAUUUGCAGGUUCCGCAUCGGCAGGGAAGGUUGAAGUUUGACAUUCAAGAGAUAACAUCUUUGACAGCUGACGAAAUAAUUUAUUGAAAAUGCCUAUCCAAAAGAUUCAUGCUCGUCAAAUUUUUGACAGCAGAGGUAAUCCAACUGUUGAGGUAGAUGUUACUACUGAAAAAGGAUUAUUCCGUGCUGGUGUUCCUAGUGGAGCUUCUACUGGAAUUUAUGAAGCUUUAGAAAUGAGAGAUGGUGACAAAAAAAACUGGCAUGGGAAAAGUGUUUUGAAAGCUGUAGCAAAUGUAAAUGACAUUAUUGCUCCUGAAUUAAUUAAAAAGGGUAUUUGUCCUACUAAGCAAACUGAAAUUGAUGAAAUUAUGCUUGCUCUUGAUGGUACUGAAAAUAAAUCAAAACUUGGAGCUAAUGCUAUAUUAGGAGUGUCAAUUGCUGUGGCCAAAGCUGGAGCUGAACACAAAGGAGUGCCUUUGUACCAACAUUUAGCUGACCUUGCUGGUGUAAAAGAGAUCAUUCUUCCAGUACCUGCUUUUAAUGUAAUUAAUGGUGGUAGCCAUGCUGGCAAUAAACUUGCUAUGCAAGAGUUCAUGAUUUUACCUACUGGUGCUAGUAAUUUCACUGAGGCUAUGAAGAUGGGUAGUGAAGUCUAUCAUCACCUUAAAAAUGUUAUCAAGAAGAAGUUUGGUCUUGCUGCCACUGGUGUUGGUGAUGAAGGUGGCUUUGCUCCAGACAUUCAAGAGAACAAAGAAGGUCUGGAACUGAUCAAGGAAGCUAUUGAAACUGCUGGCUAUACUGGAAAAAUUGAAAUUGGAAUGGAUGUAGCUGCUUCAGAAUUUCAUAAAGAUGGAAAAUAUGAUUUAGACUUCAAGAACCCAAAAUCAGAUCCAACAAAAUUCCUUUCUCCGGAUGCCCUUGGACAGCUCUAUUUAGAUUGGAUCAAGGAAUAUCCUAUUGUAUCUAUUGAAGAUCCAUUUGAUCAAGAUGACUGGGCAGCGUGGUCAAAAUAUUGUUCUCAAGUUACUAAUCAAGUUGUUGGAGAUGAUCUCACUGUCACAAAUCCAAAAAGGAUUCAGAUGGCUGUUGAUAAAAAAUCCUGCAAUUGUCUCUUACUGAAGGUGAAUCAAAUUGGGAGUGUAACUGAGGCAAUCAAAGCGCACAACUUGGCUAAAUCUAAUGGUUGGGGCACUAUGGUAUCUCACAGGAGUGGUGAAACUGAAGAUGCCUUUAUUGCUGAUCUUGUUGUUGGGCUUAGCACAGGCCAAAUCAAAACUGGAGCACCCUGUCGCUCUGAGCGUCUUGCCAAAUAUAACCAAAUUUUGCGUAUUGAAGAACAGCUGGGCAGUGCUGCUAAGUAUGCAGGGAAGAAUUUCCGUCAUCCUAUCUAAACUUCAUCUCUUCAACAUUCUCUCUGUGACGUUUGUCAAAAUUCCCAGUGGUUGUUUUGUUGCUGUAAAAUUUUUAUUACAAUUUAUAAAUUUUAAGUCUAAAUAUAGCUAGUCUAUUACAAUGUUCACUAUGUUCCAUUAUGUAUUCUAAGAAAUUAAAAGAUUGUUAUACAGGA
Molecule: messenger RNA, 1627 nt
Organism: Parasteatoda tepidariorum (common house spider)
Lineage: Eukaryota; Metazoa; Arthropoda; Arachnida; Araneae; Theridiidae
Gene: Eno
Product: alpha-enolase
Biological process (GO): glycolytic process
Cellular component (GO): phosphopyruvate hydratase complex
Molecular function (GO): phosphopyruvate hydratase activity; magnesium ion binding
Source: RefSeq, a predicted model, not a curated record